Messenger RNA from Humulus lupulus (European hop), 1062 nucleotides. RefSeq lists its product as uncharacterized. The record is from RefSeq and is a predicted model, not a curated record. The transcript has 4 exons. NCBI's taxonomy places the organism in Eukaryota, Viridiplantae, Streptophyta, Magnoliopsida, Rosales, Cannabaceae. The coding region runs from base 1 to 1062 and encodes 353 amino acids.
AUGGAGGGACAAACUAAAAUCAUGCCUCCUAUGAGAUUAGUACAAAGGAACAUUGGGGUUAACCAUAACCUCGACAAUACACCUGUUGUGAGGCCUAAUACGCAAGCUAACAACAAUGGCAACCCUCUACCAGCUAAUGGGGGAAAUAGGUGCAACGCAGAUCCUCAAACUACCUACCAAAGGUUGGAAGCGCAAUUUAUUGAUAUGCAAGAAGACAUGAGAAGAUUCAGAAAGCAACACCCUUCAGUGUUAAAAGGGAACGCUGAUCCAUUGAACGUUGAACAAUGGAUGAGCAUGAUGGGGUCAACUCUGUACUUCAUGCGAGUCGAGGGGAACAAAAGGGUAGCUUGUGAAACUCACAUGCUGAGAGAUGACGCAAGGAUCUGGUGGGAAGUGAUCUCUCAGGAAAGAGAUGUUACUGCAAUGACUUGGGCCGAAUUUCAGCAAGCAUUUAAUGACAAGUACUACAAUCAUCCAGUACAGGCUUCAAAGGUGGAUGAGUUUGCUACUUUGAGCCAAAGGAAUAUGACGGUGCCUAAGUAUGCAUUGAAGUUUGAAAAAAUUGCCAAGUUUGCGGCAGAUCAAGUGCCAACUAAAGUGGCAAGAGUAGACCGUUUUGUUUGUGGCUUGAAACCUAUGAUAGCUAGAGAUGUGAAGAUUGUGUCAGUAGGGAAGAGGAAAGGAAGCGACAAUGCGGGUCAACCAGGGCAUGAUAAAAGUUCAAAAGAUAAUAAAGGAAACAACCGUACUGGGAACAAGGAAUGGGUACGGUUCCUAGAGUGCGAAAAGUGUAAGAAGCGCCACAAAGGAGAAUGUUGGGCAAAUGCAUGUCAUGACUAUGGUAAGGAAGGGCACAUCAUGAAGAACUACCCACAGAGGAGUCAAGAAGAUGCUAAGGAGCAACCUAAGAAGGACGGCAAGUUGGUUCCAGCACGUGUUUUCGCUCUCACCAAGCCUCAGGUAGAAGCAAGCACUUCCAUGGUCUCAGGUCAGAUCUCUAUUGCUGGAAUUAAUCGUCAUAUUUUAAUUGAUUAUGGUGCCACUCAUUCGUUUGUUGCUUAG